AUGGCUUAUAAAUCAUAUAAAUCUAUGUCAAAAACUCAAUCUUUCAUAGCAUCUUUCCUAUGCGGCAAAAAGAAGCAGCCAAAAGUUAAAAAACACGACGAAAUACAGCAGCCUAAUUCUUUAUGUACAUUUCAUGAAUUCAUUACUUCAAAUAUCAAUGUCGAAACACAGACGCCAGCCAACUUCGAUAAUACUCUCAAAUCAAGCUUUUCCUUACCGCAGCUGAGCAAUACCUGCAGCUCUCCCACAAAUAGAAAAUCUACUAUUGCAGUUAAAAAGUCUUCAGGAGGCUUUUUUCCUCAACUAAACAAGCAAAAAUAUGAGACUAUAAGGUCUGAUUGGUCUACAUCGUCAAGCAAUAAUUGGCUGAAUUCUUUUGAGUUUACUGGUGAACCAGUGAUGUCGAACAACACAUUUUCAGAACUAUUUAAGAGCAAUAAAGAGCCUAUAACAUGGAGCAAAAAGUAUAGCCAAGAAACUCCCAGCAAUAAAUUUAAUGACCCAUUUAUCUCAAGUGAUGAGAAAAAAAUGCCAAAAAUUAUCCCUAUAACGCCAAGGCAGAUAAAUAGAGCAAGACCUUUUGUUAGAAAUAUUCAAUUAAAAAAGGAAAUAAAUAAAUCCAAUUCUAUGCCAGCAGUUGCUCAAGAGAAAAGCAGGCUACAAUUGAAUUUAAUUGUAGAUGUUUAUGAAGGAGAAAGUUCAAAUAGUUUACUUCCCUGUGAGCAAGUAAAAAUAUUUUACUUGUUAGCAGAGGUGAAUUUUUUUUAAAUGAAAAGUAAAAAUUAAUUUAAUAUGUAAAUUUAUGUAAACUGUUUUAAAUUAUAUAGAGUUAUUGAGAGAUUUCUUUGACUGAAGUAAUAUUAUGCACAAUUAAAAAUGGAACGUAUGAGUUAGGGGUCCGUCCCCUAUACUCGUCCUAGUGAGGGAAGUUCAGACUUUCUGAAGGAUAUCGACGUUUGGUGCUGCUUCGGCAGCCCUAGUUGUGCUUGAAUCACAUUCAAGGAAGAUAGAGAGACUCGUCUGGCCAUAGGCAACUGUAACGGUUUGACGGUUAGGCCGAUUCCUCCUACCGUUUUUCAGAGCUGUUAGCCAGUGGAUGGAAUUCAUGAAGGAUGAGCUUGAUUGUUAGACCCUAAGCUAAGUGGGGGUCGACAGAGUGUUAUCGUAAUCUUAAAUCUUACUCCCCCCCCCCCCCUCCGUGAGCGAACAAAACCAUUAGAAAAAUCGCCAUUUUUUGACCAAAAACCCACCCUCCGUGAGUGAACAAAAAUUUUUUUAAUAGAAAAAAUUUUAAUGAAAAAAAAUUUGGAUAUAUAAGUGAUAAUUAGUAUAAUGAAAUCUAGAGCUAAUUCUGUUUAAUUUUAAAACAAAUUGCGUUUUAAAACAUAAAUUUUGCAAAUUAAAUUAAUAUUUUGCUUCCCAAUUUUUGCAAAUUAGGAUUUUUUUUAAAUUUCGAAAAAAAUAUUUUUUUAUAAAAUUUAUAUAUAAAUUUUUUUUUAAAAAAAAAAAUUAACCCCCCUCCGUGAGCGAACAAAAUUUUUUUGUUCGCUCACGGAGGGGGGGGGGGGGAGUUAAAUCUUAAAUAUUAUGCAGCUAGAAAUUUGAGGAAAUUGUGCUAAAAAAAUACAAGAAUUAUGCUAGACUCAUAAAUAAAAAAAUUUGGAAGUACGUUGAAGGAAUCUUAAAAAUUAGAAGAAAAUUGACCCCUUAGGGGUGAUAACCAUAAUUUAUAUUUAUAUUUAUUUAUAUCUAUUGGGAGAUUUCGUUAUAAUAAUUAUCACUUAUAUACCAAAAAUGUUUUUGCUCAUUCAAGGAUAUGGGUUUUGGUCAAAAAAUAGGAAUUUUCCAAUAGCUUUGCUCGCUCAUGGAGGGGGAAUUAGUUAACCUAUAA
Molecule: messenger RNA, 1891 nt
Organism: Blepharisma stoltei
Lineage: Eukaryota; Ciliophora; Heterotrichea; Heterotrichida; Blepharismidae
Source: the annotation of a GenBank genome assembly